AUGGACUUGAGAAACUUGAUAUCUAGAACGAGCGACGAUGAGAGUUCUGGGCCUAACGGACCGCAGGCCCAAUUGAGCAAAAGGGCUUCUCAGCCCCGACUUUCGAUUCACAGCUUAAUGAACGAUAACGACAAUGAAAAGAACAGGGCCAACGACAUGGAUAAUGACAAAGAGAAUAAUGUAAAGGCAGAUACCAAGGAAGAAAUUGCCCUUCCCAAUGCAUCACAGGGCGCCAAUAAAGAUGCUUCAAACUCCGGACCACCAAUACCGAAACCUACAGGAUCUACAUCCGAACAUGAGGUGCCAACGAUAGAACAAAAACCAGCUCCGUUUUUGCCAUCCGAUGCAACUGGUAUCAAUGUGGAUCUGAUAGAAAAAGGCGAGCAAGAAAGCAUGAGAGAAGAGCCUUCUUUCCAGACUACGAACACAACUGAGGCGGAAGAGCAGGAAAAUUUCAAGGAUGAUUCGAAACACGAAUCCGGAGACGACUCUGCUCGCAUAAAAAGUAGAAAUAGCAUCAGUGCAUUGACUAACGUCAGCGUUAAUGAGACGGUGGCGCACAAACCUCCCUUACCAGAUACGAGACUCCCUAAACAAGAGAAUGAGGUUGUCAGCGGUCCUCCCAGUACUAAUGAUAUUAUUGGCAAAGAAGACAGAAAGGCUGUUGAAGAAAUGGACAGCAAAAGCCAGAAAGAAACACCUGAAAAAUCACUUCAUGAACAGAUACAGAAACUCGAAGAUCUUAAAAAGAAAGAAGACGUCGAGGCGGUUGCAGAUGGCAAACCAAAAAGGUAUAAAAAUAAACCCACAUGGGCUCAAGACUAUAUACCAUCAUUCAACCAGCCGGCAUCUGCUGGAUCCAAUGGUUACCAAAGUUUCAAAGGUGAUGUUUCCCUUAAUAAUAUCUCUAAACUCUCUGUUCCUUCCAUCACAGGAUCCAUUCCAAGAAAUGACUUCAAUAAGCUAGUCACUGAAUGGAUAUGGGCAAACGUAGAAGGUGUUAAACAAGAUUACCUUGAUAUACCUAAUGUUGAAGAUUACAUCGAAAUAGAGUCCAAAGUGGGGAAUAUUUGGGAUAAGGUGAAGGAUAGACGUAUCCAAUUACCUGUGAACACCGAGUGUGUGGUUGCAACAGAUUACGUGAACCAAGAGUGUUUUUUCAAGCCCGGAAUCACGCUGGAGAACUACAAUGAUACCAAAUCUUUCAUCAGUAAGUUGAUUCAAGAAGCCGCUGAACAGCAACAACAAGGUAAGGGCGACCCUAGUAAUAAGUUCAUUAUUGAAAACUCUCAUGUUGUUGACUUGAUUGCCAGUGAUUCCCGUCGUGGCGACAAGCCAAUUUCAGGAAGAGUUAGUCUAGACAUCAAGACUAAAAGAAAAACCAAUAGUAUUUCCAAACAACGUAUCUCUGACUUGUAUUUACACUUUCCAAAUACUCUUUUCGAUGUGCGUAUGAGCUUGUCGGUGGAACUUCCGAAGGACCUCAAUGACGCUGCUUUCGAGAUUUUCAAAAAGCGUGUUACCAUGGAAAGAGAAAAGGAAAGAGUCAGUUACAUCCACCAGGCCACUUCUACGAGAAUAGAUUUGACGAAAGUCAGAGAGAAAAACAAUCGUAUACCGAAAUACGAGCUUGAAUUAGAAAUAAACACUCCUGCGUUGCUUCGGAGCAUGCGUAAUGUGAUGGAUGAUCCUUUGUACUAUAUGGAUUUGAUUUACGGUUUGAUCUGGUCCUUUUCCCACAAACCUCGUGCCCCAUUUACAUCGGAAUUGAGUUACACCACCAAUGAUGAUGACCAUAAGGCUUACAAAUUACCGAGAUUUAAUUCAGCGCCAAAGGAUGAUAUAAUACUUUCUGUAGUUGUGCCAUGCUUCAAUGAAACUUCAAGAUUGAAAAUUAUGCUUCAGGAGGCAAUUUCGUACAUGGAAGCUCAGCAUGAAAAUAACAAGUUGCAAAAAUCUUUUGAAAUACUUAUAGUCGACGACGGAUCAAAAGAUGAUACUUCUAAUUAUGCAAUAAACUUGGCCAAAGAAUUCAAUUUACCACCUCAUACACUUCGUGUGAUAAAAUUUGAGAAAAAUAGAGGUAAAGGUGGAGCAGUUACUCACGGAAUGCAAUGUGCUAGGGGUUCAUACAUUAUAUUUGCAGAUGCAGAUGGGGCCUCUAAGUUUUCUGAUGUAAGCAAGCUCUUGAGAGCAAUUCAAAAAUUAGACCAUAACAAACCACUUGAAAUUCCAGCGGUUGCUAUUGGCUCUAGAGCUCAUAUGGUGAACACAGAUGCAGUGGUGAAAAGGGCUUUCAUAAGAAAUCUUUUGAUGUAUGGACUUCACACUCUCGUUUUCAUAUUUGGCAUAAGGGAUAUAAAAGAUACACAAUGUGGAUUUAAACUGUUUAAUAAAGCAGCAGCGGAGAUGAUUUUUCCAAACAUGCACACAGAGGGCUGGAUUUUUGAUGUUGAGCUUCUCAUCCUUGCAAAUAGACAACACAUUCCAAUUGAGGAAAUUGCAAUUAAUUGGCAUGAAGUUGACGGUUCUAAAAUGGUUCUUGCAAGAGAUUCUGUAAAUAUGGCGAUCGAUCUCGUUGUCACUAGAAUGGCCAUCUCACAAUAUAUGAAAAAGGACAUUGAAAAGGUGGCCACGCUCUUUUACCCAUUACGGAAGCUGAUGGAAGGUACUUUAAAGGCUCCCUCGGAAAUUCCAAGCUACCGGAUAGAAAGUGGAAUUCGUCAUGUCCAGCCCUAUUUCCAACAUAUAAAGACUACUGUGAAAAGCAGAUGGCUGAAUAGAUCUGUGCUAGACGUUCUCUCAACUGAAUUCAGAUCCUUCAGUAUAUCGCAAUACCGAAGUCGUAUGGAAAAAAAUGAGAUUAGUGUCCUUCAUAGACAAAAAUUAACAAAAAAAGAAAGAAAAGAAAGAUGCAAGGAUAAUUUACGGACAGAUGAUCGAAUAGUGAUACGCUAUCCAGAAAUUCUGAAAUAUAAGAUGGCAGAUAAUGAUAUUAUUGAAAGAUUGGAGCACAUACAUGAAAGGUCUGUUUGUGCGACUAGGGCCCAAGAACUUGAGGUCAUACAUGAAGAUGAUGAAGUGCUAGUGGUGAGUAAGCCCAGCGGAAUACCUAUUCAUCCUGUCCAAAACUACUAUUACAACUCUUUUGUCCAGAUUUUGCAAAUAGAAGGUUGGCCCGGAAGGAAGGAGGAAUCAAAAGAUAUUCAGCUGAGACCAUGUCAUCGCUUAGACAAGUUAACCAGUGGAAUAUGCAUGUUUGCCAAAUCUGCCGAAGCAGCACGAAAGAUUCAGACAAAGAUUCAAGAUAGGACCGUUGAAAAGACAUAUUUAGCCCGUGUCAAAGGAAAGUUCCCUGGUGUGGUGAAUAUGGGUCAAAUUGACCAAGGAGAGGACAUAAAAUGUUGUGAUGACAUUGUCGUUUUCGAUACCAAGAAGGGUAAAAAUGACGGGGUAAUGAAGAAAACUGCUAUGACUGUGUUUCGAUCUUUAAAGUACAACAAAGAGUUGGAUGAAAGUAUUGUCAUGUGCUGGCCUAAAACAGGGAGAACCCAUCAAAUACGAAUCCACUUACGAAAUAUGCGUCAUCCCAUAGUAAAUGACCCGCUAUAUGGAUUUAAUAGAUUGCUGUGCCUAGAAAAUAUUGGUGGUGAUACCAGUAACAUUUCUGAUGAAUACUUUCAAAGGAUUGAGAAGCAAGCUGCAGAAAAGAGAUCUGAAGCCGAGUCUGGUGAAUCGUGCCAUUUUUGCGAAGGAAAGCUAUACACUCAAACUGAGAAGGACGAUUUGAUAAUGUACCUUCAUGCAUACAAGUAUCAGCUGGAUGCAGAAUCUGGAUGGCAGUAUCAGACUAAGUGGCCCGAGUGGUGUAAUAUAUAA
Messenger RNA from Pichia membranifaciens NRRL Y-2026, 3879 nucleotides. RefSeq lists its product as hypothetical. The transcript is spliced from 3 exons. Gene Ontology annotation, molecular function: polynucleotide 5'-phosphatase activity; RNA binding; pseudouridine synthase activity. Lineage: Eukaryota; Fungi; Ascomycota; Pichiomycetes; Pichiales; Pichiaceae. Gene Ontology annotation, cellular component: endoplasmic reticulum membrane. Gene Ontology annotation, biological process: pseudouridine synthesis. Bases 1 to 3879 code for a protein of 1292 amino acids. The record is from RefSeq and is a predicted model, not a curated record.